Messenger RNA from Staurois parvus, 324 nucleotides. The record is from the annotation of a GenBank genome assembly. Lineage: Eukaryota; Metazoa; Chordata; Amphibia; Anura; Ranidae.
UCCGCAGUCUCUGGUAAUCUCCUUUACUGUCUGCAGUCUCUGGUCAUCCCCUGCACUCUCUGCAGUUCUGGUCAUCCCGUGUACUGUGUCUGCAGUCUCUGGUCAUUCCCUGUACUGUGUCCGCAGUCUCUGGUCAUUCCCUGUACUGUGUCUGCAGGCUCUGGUCAUCUCCUGUACUGUGUCCGCAGUCUCUGGUCAUCUCCUGUACUAUGUCCGCAGUCUCUGGUCAUCCCCUGUACUGUGUCCGCAGUCUCUGGUCAUCUCCUGUACUCUGUCCGCAGUCUCUCGUCAUCCCCUGUACUGUGUCCGCAGUCUCUGGUCAUC